AUGGGAGAUCUACCUCCAGACAGAGUUACCCCAACGUUGCCCUUUCUUAACACUGGAGUAGAUCUCUGUGGACCAUUUCUAUAUCGUAGCAGCAAAAGAGCGACUGCUAUAAAGUGCUACGUAGCAAUCUUCGUGUGCUUUGUCACAAAGGCAGUUCAUAUAGAGCUUGUCUACGACCUCUCCACUGCGUCGUUCAUAGCAGCAUUGCAUCGGUUCAUCGCUCGCAGAGGGAAGCCAAAUCAAAUAGAGUGCGACAACGCCAAAAACUUCGUGGGAACUUCAAGAGAACUGGGAGAGCUCGCCAAGCAGUUCCGUUCACAGCAGCAUCAAGAUGAAGUAAUCAACCGCUGUGCAGAUAACGGAAUAUCCUUCAAAUUCAUCCCGCCACGCAGCCCAAACUUCGGUGGCCUUUGGGAGGCGGCGGUUAAAUCGUUCAAACAGCACUUCCGUCGUACCGUUGGAAACUCUGUACUAUCACAGGAUGAGUUUGUGACACUUCUGGCCCGCAUCGAAGCUUGUUUAAACUCAAGGCCGCUCACACCACUCACAGCUGAUCCAAAUGAUCUGGAGGUAUUAACACCGGGUCACUUUCUCGUAUUUCGUCCACUGACAUGCUUUCCCGAACCUGACCUCUCCGGUGUCCCGCAAGGCCGACUUAGCCGUUGGCAAGAAAAUCAGCAACUCCUUCGGCGACUCUGGAAGCAGUGGACAAAGGACUAUCUUUCUGGACUCCACCCCCGAACCAAGUGGACGCGCAUCAGAGAUAACAUUUCCAUCGGCACGAUGGUUCUUCUAAAGGAGGAUAACCUCCCGCCUCUAAAAUGGAAGUACGGUAGAAUCACCAACAUCAUUCGUGGAGACGAUGACAACAUCCGCGUAGUCGACGUACGGACAGUAGAUGGAGAAUAUCGGCGUGCAAUCUCGAAAAUAUGCGUCCUUCCUACUCGUCAACCCACAACCGAGUCAGCUGGCGCUGCCAGUAUCAACCCAGAUGACCUCUAA
This is a messenger RNA of Topomyia yanbarensis, 1002 nucleotides long. RefSeq lists its product as uncharacterized. The record is from RefSeq and is a predicted model, not a curated record. Gene Ontology annotation, molecular function: nucleic acid binding. The transcript has a single exon. The coding region runs from base 1 to 1002 and encodes 333 amino acids. NCBI's taxonomy places the organism in Eukaryota, Metazoa, Arthropoda, Insecta, Diptera, Culicidae. Gene Ontology annotation, biological process: DNA integration.